AUUUAAACUAUUAAACGUCAUAUCGUGUUGUCAACAUGCUAUAUAAACGCAACAUUGCUUAAAAUUUGAUCAGUAUUUCACUGAAUUUGGUGUGUUGUUAGUUGUUGUCUACUCAACUACGUGGCUUAAAAAUGUGCGGAAUAUUUGCGUAUUUAAAUUUCCUGACUCCCAAAAAAAGGGAAGAGAUCUUGAAGACUUUGGUGAAUGGAUUAAAGCGGUUGGAAUACAGAGGAUAUGACUCUGCUGGUGUUGCAAUUGAUUCGGCCUGUUCCAAGGACAUGGCCCUUAUUAAGAAAACGGGAAAGGUUGCUUUAUUGGAAGAAGAAAUCAAGAAUCGUUCUAAAGAACUUGAUAUGGAUCGUGUCGAAGAUAUCCAUUGUGGUAUUGCUCACACCCGUUGGGCCACUCAUGGUGUUCCCAGUGAAAUAAACUCCCAUCCUCAUCGUUCUGACAAUUCGCAUAGUUUUGUCGUAGUCCACAAUGGCAUUAUUACCAACUACAAAGAAGUUAAAGUCUUUCUUGAAAAAAAAGGAUAUAAAUUCGAGAGCGAUACAGAUACUGAGAUUAUCGCUAAACUCAUUCACCGUUUCUACGAACAACACCCGAAUUAUUCAUUUAGGGAGCUUGUUGAAAAUGUCGUUCAACAAUUGGAAGGUGCUUUUGCUUUGUGUUUCAAAUCGAAGCAUUUUCCUGGAGAGUGUGUGGCUACUCGUCGUGGUUCGCCACUUUUGGUUGGUAUUAAAACAAAAACUAGAUUGGCCACUGAUCAUGUACCUAUUCUGUAUGGAAAAGAUGAUGAACCCCAAACACCCACAGAUGCUGAAUCCAAUCAUUCAGAACACCGACCACACGGACGAGCUGAUUACCCAGUUUUACCCAGAUCUGACUCUACUUCCGAAUUUGAACCUUUGGAAGACAAACAAGUUGAAUAUUUCUUUGCUUCGGACGCUUCAGCUAUCAUAGAACACACAAAUCGAGUUAUUUAUUUCGAAGAUGAUGACGUGGCUGCUGUUAAAAACGGAGCAUUAAGUAUCCACCGAUUGAAACGUCUAGGUGAUGAUCCACACUCUCGUGAAAUUACAACUCUGAAAAUGGAAUUGCAACAAAUCAUGAAAGGGAAUUACGAUUAUUUCAUGCAAAAGGAAAUUUUCGAACAACCAGAAUCUGUUAUUAAUACAAUGAGAGGACGUCUUAAUUUUGAAACCAAAACUGUUACAUUGGGAGGUAUUAAAGAUUACAUUCCAGAAAUCAAACGUUGUAGAAGAUUGAUGUUGAUUGGUUGUGGUACAAGUUACCAUAGUGCUAUUGCCACACGUCAAUUACUUGAAGAAUUGACUGAAUUACCAGUUAUGGUGGAACUUGCUAGCGACUUUUUGGACAGGACGACACCCGUUUUUAGGGACGAUGUGUGCUUUUUCAUUUCGCAAUCUGGUGAAACCGCUGACACUCUAAUGGCCCUCCGAUACUGCAAACAAAGAGGCGCUCUUAUAGUCGGUAUCACAAACACUGUCGGUAGUUCAAUAUGCAGAGAAUCCCACUGUGGUGUCCACAUUAAUGCCGGCCCUGAAAUUGGUGUAGCAUCAACCAAAGCUUACACAAGUCAGUUCAUCUCACUUGUGAUGUUUGCUUUGGUUAUGAGUGAAGAUAGACUAUCGUUAGCUAAACGCCGACUAGAAAUCAUCGAAGCUCUCAAAAACUUACAGCAACAAAUACGGGCUGUUUUGCAACUCGAUGGAAAAGUCAAAGCUCUCGCUCAAGAUCUCUACAAUAAAAAAUCUCUACUUAUCAUGGGUAGAGGGUUCAAUUAUGCCACAUGUCUUGAAGGUGCCUUGAAAGUGAAAGAAUUGACCUACAUGCACAGUGAAGGUAUUAUGGCAGGCGAGUUGAAACACGGCCCUCUAGCGUUAAUCGAUGAAGAUAUGCCGGUGAUGAUGAUCAUAAUGCGUGAUCCUGUCUAUACCAAAUGCAUGAAUGCCCUCCAACAAGUUACAGCCCGUCAAGGGAGGCCGAUUGUCAUUUGUGAGGAAAACGAUGAAGAAACUAAAGGGUACGGUCAUCGAUGUUUGGAAAUUCCUAGAACUGUUGAUUGUCUUCAAGGCGUUUUGACUGUCAUUCCGAUGCAAUUGCUCAGUUUUCAUAUUGCUGUUUUGAGAGGAUGCAAUGUUGACUGUCCCAGAAACUUAGCGAAGAGUGUUACUGUGGAAUAAUUGAUUUUUUGGUUGUGAUUUUUUUAAAGGCUGUUGGAUGAAUGUAUUAUUUACGUGUUGUGUAAAAACAUGCAUUUAUUAUGUUAGGUUGGUAGAAGGUUUAAAUAAUAGUGGACGGAAGUUAUCACAUAUACGUGUGUAAUGAAUAUUGCGCAAUUAUAUUGGAUAACUUUUAUAAGUUUUAAAAUACUUGUAAGAUAUAUAGUCUUUUAUGUCUGUUCUAGUGUAGGUUUAAUGCCAUUAUCCAUUACUAGAUUUAAUCAUUUUAUCAUCUAAUUCCAGUUGAUCAUUUCGAUACAUGUGCAAUUUUAAAUGUUUUGUUAUAUACGUAUAUUGUAUAAAAAAUUAUAGUCUAUUUUUUGUUCCUAUUUUAUUCAGAAUAUGAAAGACAAUUAUUAUAAUCAAUACAAUAAAUCGUUUUUUUAAUUCGA
Tribolium madens (black flour beetle) is the source of this 2638-nucleotide messenger RNA. RefSeq names its product glutamine--fructose-6-phosphate aminotransferase [isomerizing] 2-like. Gene Ontology annotation, biological process: fructose 6-phosphate metabolic process; protein N-linked glycosylation; carbohydrate derivative biosynthetic process. NCBI's taxonomy places the organism in Eukaryota, Metazoa, Arthropoda, Insecta, Coleoptera, Tenebrionidae. The record is from RefSeq and is a predicted model, not a curated record. Gene Ontology annotation, molecular function: L-glutamine:D-fructose-6-phosphate transaminase (isomerizing) activity; carbohydrate derivative binding. The transcript has 13 exons. The coding region runs from base 132 to 2207 and encodes 691 amino acids.